Messenger RNA from Arabis nemorensis, 2127 nucleotides. NCBI's taxonomy places the organism in Eukaryota, Viridiplantae, Streptophyta, Magnoliopsida, Brassicales, Brassicaceae. The record is from the annotation of a GenBank genome assembly.
AUGAUGGAUAAGAAGAAGUAUCCAAUUGGACCGGAGCAUUACGCUCUUUAUGAAGUGAUCGGGCAAGGAGUCAGUGCUUCAGUCCAUCGUGCUUUAUGCAUACCAUUCGACGAAGUUGUUGCCAUCAAGAUCCUCGAUUUCGAACGCGAUAACUGCGAUUUGAACAAUAUUUGUCGAGAAGCACAGACAAUGAUGCUUGUCGACCAUCCCAACGUGUUGAAAUCACACUGCUCCUUUGUUAGUGAUCACAACUUGUGGGUGAUUAUGCCUUACAUGUCCGGAGGUUCUUGUCUUCACAUUUUAAAAGCUGCAUAUCCCGAUGGAUUGGAGGAAGCUGUGAUAGCAACGAUAUUGCGUGAAGCGUUGAAGGGAUUAGACUAUCUUCAUCAACAUGGCCACAUACAUCGCGAUGUAAAGGCCGGUAAUAUACUGAUAGGAGCUAAAGGUGGGAUCAAGUUGGGAGACUUUGGUGUAUCUGCUUGUCUCUUUGAUUCAGGUGAUAGGCAACGGACAAGGAAUACAUUUGUUGGAACACCUUGCUGGAUGGCACCUGAGGUCAUGGAGCAGUUACAUGGUUAUGACUUCAAGGCUGAUAUUUGGUCGUUGGGUAUAACUGCAUUGGAGCUUGCUCAUGGCCAUGCUCCUUUCUCGAAGUUCCCACCAAUGAAGGUUCUGCUUAUGACCUUGCAAAAUGCACCACCAGGGCUAGAUUACGAAAGGGACAAGAAAUUCACUAGGUCUUUUAAGCAGAUGAUUGCUAGUUGUCUGGUUAAAGAUCCUUCCAAACGCCCUGCUGCUAAGAAAUUGUUGAAGCAUUCCUUUUUCAAGCAAGCAAGGUCAAGCGACUACAUUGCGCGGAAACUUCUUGAUGGGUUGCCAGAUCUUGUUGAUCGUGUGCAAGAAAUAAAGAAAAAAGAAGAAGAUAUGCUUGCUCAGAAGAAAAUGCCAGAUGGAGAGAAGGAAGAACUGUCACAGAAUGAAUAUAAAAGAGGCAUUAGUGGGUGGAAUUUCAAUCUCGAAGAUAUGAAAGCACAGGCUUCUUUGAUCCAGGACAUUGAUGAUGGCUUAUCCGAGAACAGUUUAAUGGAGAUCUCAAAUUCGUCACAGGUGCUAGAUUCACAGGAUAUGCAAUCAGAGACUCAGGAGGAUAAUGAUUGUCUAACUAAUAAGCCUUUCCAGCGUCUAAUUCCUCGAACUCUAAGCAUAGUGAGGGAUAAAUCUGAUGAUGAUUCAAGCGUCGCUAGCCCCAGUUAUGACAACUAUAUCUAUUCCUCCCUGUGUUAUGAUGAUCAAUCUGUAAAUAACACAAGUGUAGGGAGCACAAAUUCAAUCAAUGGAAAACCUUUGGACUCUACUUCAGUGCCCUCUAAUCCACGAACUGGAAUCUUAGCAGGCAACUCUGUUUCGUCGAAUCAAAAUAUCGCCCUCGCUCAAGUAGAGAGUGGCAAAACCCAAGAUGAGCUCCAAAAUGGCCAAACCUGCAAUGGAGCAGAGGCUACAGUGGGAGGAGAUGAAUCAUCUAAACCAGUAGUGACGGUAGAUGAAUACGAUGACAAAUCAAAGCCACAAAUGGUGCAACAAAGAGGACGUUUUAAAGUAACUUCUGAAAAUCUUGACAUAGACAACAAGGUGGUUCCCUCUCCGAUUAUACAAAAGAGUCACAGCAUGCAGGUACUGUGUCAAAAUCCUGCAGCUUCUUUGCCCGCGUCUGGUUUAGGAUCUGAUGGCGCAUCGCUAAAUCUAGCCAGUUCACACGUUUACCCACUGAUGUAUCCUGUUCUUCAGACUAAUAUUUUAGAAAGGGAUAACAUUCUGCAUAUGAUGAAAGUACUCACAAACCGAGAGUUAUCAGACAGCUGUGGUAUUGAACAGGGAAGCUUACAAAAACCCACUACACUUCCUACUGAGAAAUCCAUGCUUGAAGCAGCAAACGAAAGAGAGAAAGAGUUGCUCCACGAAAUAACCGAGCUGCAAUGGAGGCUAAUUUGUACUCAAGAAGAACUUCAGAAGUACAAAACCGAUAAUCCACAAUCAGUCAGUCUUACGGAAGUGGGAGUUAGUAAAAAACUCUUGUCUGAGUGUCUGUGUUCAAGUUCUGGCGUCUCUUUCCAUAACAAAGAUUCCUAA